Engraulis encrasicolus (European anchovy) is the source of this 1424-nucleotide messenger RNA. RefSeq names its product 2-iminobutanoate/2-iminopropanoate deaminase-like. Gene Ontology annotation, cellular component: cytosol; mitochondrion. Lineage: Eukaryota; Metazoa; Chordata; Actinopteri; Clupeiformes; Engraulidae. Gene Ontology annotation, molecular function: deaminase activity. The record is from RefSeq and is a predicted model, not a curated record. The transcript has 6 exons. Bases 134 to 541 code for a protein of 135 amino acids.
GUGGCACCGAUCUGGUAGCAACACACGUCGACUUUCUAUGGUAUCGAGUAGACGCAAGGGGUGCAAAUUGAGUUCAUCGAAUCAAAAACAUUCCGUGCACAGACAGGCGUGUUGAAAACUUUUAGCAUUCAUUAUGUCAGCUAUUAUUAGAAGAAUUAUCAACACCGCUAAAGCCCCAGCGGCAAUUGGGCCGUACAGUCAGGCCGUGGUGGUGGACCGCACUAUGUAUGUGAGUGGGCAGUUGGGGAUGGAUCCAGCGUCCGGCCAGCUGGUGGCAGGUGGAGUGCAAGCUCAGGCCAAGCAGGCGCUUAUAAAUAUGGGAGAGAUUCUCAAGGAGGCCGGAUGUGGGUAUGAAAAUGUUGUGAAAACAACUGUUCUUCUGGCCGACAUGAAUGAUUUCAACAGUGUCAAUGAGGUCUACAAGCAAUUCUUCCAGAAGAGCUAUCCUGCCAGGGCUGCGUAUCAGGUGGCUGGCCUGCCCAGAGGUGGGCUAGUUGAGAUUGAGGCAGUGGCCGUGCUUGGCCCCAUCGCAGACGCUUAGGCCUCACGGCACACACGUGGACCGUUCAUCUGGACGUACGGAGCUCAGCAUUUCCAAACGAGUGCCUUGGAGGAACCAGCGACCUCCUCGACUCAUCUCCUCACAGAGGCGGACGUCCAAUAUCCUGAGCUUCAAUGUAGAUUAAUUAUGUGGUAAUCAUAAAGGGAUUAGAGCAGUGUUUUUCAACUUUGGGGUCGGGACCCCAUGUGGGGUUGCCUGAAAUGUCUAGGUGUGAAAAAAGAAUACUGGUGCAUCUAUAAAUUUAACAUAUUAAUAUUCGGAUGGAAACAUGGCAUAUAAUCUCACAUAGACUUUCAUAAAUAUCUGGAAGUGUAAUUGUUAGUGAUGGGGUUUUUUUUUGGCCACAGAAAUUUGGGAUGUCAAAAUGAGGUCCCCGGCCAACAAAGGUUGAGAACCACUGGAUUAGAGCGUGGGUUUUGAUUAGGCCGCGUGGGGCCCUUGGUUUUGGGGGGCCCGUGCCUUGUCACCGCAGCUGCCUGCUUUCACUUUCCUCAUUAAGCCUUCAUGAGCAUGCGUUUGGGGCCACUCUACCGAUGCGAUAGCUCCUGCCCAUUUUGUCUUCCUGCCUGCGCUUCAUAUUUCAGUAUUGUUCUGAAAGCCAGUAUAGUCAACUCCCUCAGGGGAGCUUGUGGUAGCUAUGCACUUAAAUAGCCCUCCGCUUAUAUUAGCAUGAAAUGGUGCUCAGAUUUUUCUCCAAUUACAGUUUAUUGUUUUUUAAUCAACUGUUAUAUCAUAGCUCUUUUUUUGUACUUAAAUUGGAGAUGGUACUGAACUGUUCUUAUGACUGAUGCAUAUGAACUGGAAGAAAAAAAACAAUGUUGCACUAUUCAAAUUUGUUAUAAAAUAAAUAAAAAUGAAUGAA